Messenger RNA from Babesia bovis T2Bo, 1865 nucleotides. Its product is annotated as Sec1 family protein. The transcript has 2 exons. Gene Ontology annotation, biological process: intracellular protein transport; vesicle-mediated transport. The coding region runs from base 66 to 1856 and encodes 596 amino acids. NCBI's taxonomy places the organism in Eukaryota, Apicomplexa, Aconoidasida, Piroplasmida, Babesiidae. The record is from RefSeq and is a predicted model, not a curated record.
AUAGUGGCAUAAUCCACUAUCGAUAAAGACAUUUAAACGUUGCCCCGAAGUGUAUACCAGAAAAAAUGUCGCUCAAAGUAAAAGCCAAAGAGCGCCUUAUCUGGGCAAUCAGACAAGUAGUCGUGCCCUAUGGAAGGGUAAUGCUGCUGGUAGAUAAUAGAAGCCUACGCAUAGUAUCAGCCUGCUGCUCAGUUAGUGACCUGUUAGACGAAGGAGUCGACCUCGUGGAACUGAUUGAUAAGAAAAGGCAACCCAUGAGAUCUAAAACCGCACUAUAUUUACUUAGCGAUGAUUAUCAAUCAGUGUCAUAUUUUGUCAAAGAUUUCACACCAGGAAAGGAACUAUACAAAGCAGCAUAUCUAAUGUUCAAUGGGCACAUGGAAGAUGAUAGAGCACUGCGUCAAAUUGCAGAAAAGGUUGAUAUGAAGCGUAUAUUAGCAUGUAUGGAACUACACCUGAACUUCCUACCAUAUGAAAAUCGUUUGUUCCAUGGAAAUCUGGGAUUCACUAUCCUGGAUCUGUAUCCUAGUCACCAUGGUAAUAUCAUACACAGUAUCGCAUCACGAAUAGCGUCAGUAUGCUCUACAAUGGGAGCACUGCCACAAAUAAGGUACCACGCAGCACCCAAUGGACUCCCUGAGUUAGUAGCAAAGGCAACGCAAAAACUGAUCAACUGUACCACUCCCGAGGAUACACCGGCAACAGAUGACCUAUUGCUUAUCGUAGAUAGGUCAUACGAUGCUAUCGCAAUGCAUAUACACGAAUAUACAUACCAGGCACUCAUAUACGAUGUGCUGAAAAUACCCUGCUGCACCGACCCUUUGGACCAAAGGAAUGACGAUGUUUGGGAAUUUGAAUUUGUUAAUAACAUAGGGAAACCUGAGAAACGGACAGCACUAUUAACAUGUGAAAAGGAUGUACUCUGGGAACGAUUUAGGCACCAACAUAUACAAAAGGUUAACGAGCUUGUAUCUGAAGAAAUUGAACAAAUAGCAGGGAAUGCAGCAUCAGGUGCCUUGGGGAAAACUGCCAAUACACAAGAAGUAUUGAAGGCAGUGAGGGAACUGCCGAAAACACAAUAUAUGGUGGAAAAAUACUGGGCACAUGUGGCUUUGACUGAACGGGCAUUCGAACAACUGGAGACUGCUAAUCUGGUAAAGUUGGGAGCUCUGGAGCAGGCCAUAGCAACAAAUACUGAUACUGGUGGUGGUAAAUAUAGCCAUACCAAAGCAUUGCAACAGCUGGCGAAUGUUUUAUCAGAUGUUGAAGUGCUAGAUGAAUUAAAAGCUAGGCUCAUACUGCUGUACAUGGCAGCGUACAGAAAUGUAACGAUAAAGCAUGUGAACGAGCUUAUCACAGCCGCAACCAUCGCCCCGAGUUACGCAACUAUUAUACAAAAGUUCGAUGAAUUGAAUUUAGGGCCACCGCCAUUAGAAGCUACCACUGCAGCAUCACCCAGAAAUGCUGGUCAGCCACCUAAAAUUGUACAUAAGCAUUAUGAAAAAGGAGAUGCACACGCAUAUUAUAAGAAACAUGGAACAGCUACUGAAUAUGAACUUUCAAGAUACAUGCCUGAAAUCAGACAUGUUAUCGGAAGAUCGAUCGCAGGAACAUUGGAUAAAGAUAGAUUUCCCACGUUACAUACAGGAACUAGAGAAACAACAGGACAAAAAGCAUCAAAUAAACGAGUUAUGCUAUAUAUGAUAGGAGGUAUAACAUUCGCAGAAAUGAGAGUUGUCUGUGAUAUGGCAGAAAAAACAGGAGUUGAUAUAUACCUAGGAGGUGACACAAUAGUAGUACCAAGCGCCCUCAUGGAUAACAUGAAACACGCAUUCUCAGCCAUGGAAAGGACAUGAUAAUACUUA